Macrosiphum euphorbiae (potato aphid) is the source of this 627-nucleotide messenger RNA. The record is from the annotation of a GenBank genome assembly. NCBI's taxonomy places the organism in Eukaryota, Metazoa, Arthropoda, Insecta, Hemiptera, Aphididae.
AUGAAACAAAAAAAUCCUACAUUUUCUAGUGUAAGUGUUAAAGUAUAUUACACAUGCGAAAAUUUGGCAGCUAAAAAUUUAUUUGGUUUAUUAAAUAGAUUAGCAACUUUUUUUUCUGAUUCAUACAAAAAGAUGGGUGUGUGGAAAGAAAUUCAGGAAAAACUGACAACCGGUCAAAACAAACUGAAAAAAUUACAGAAAAUAGGUGAAACUCGUUGGUGGUCUCGCGAAAAAGCAUUACUAUGGAUGUUUGACGGAAAUGACUGUUUAUAUCCUAUAGUGAUAAAUGCAUUGGAUUUUGUGGCAACAUCAAAAACUUUUGACCCAAAAUCUAUUUCCGAAGCCAAUUCAUUAAAAGAAAAGUUGUGUCAAUUUAAUAUUAUAGUAACAGCUCAUUUAUUUCUUCCAAUUUUCAAAAGUAUUGGCCCUACUUCAACAUACCUACAAUCAAAGAAUUUGGAUAUAUUGAAUGCUUUUUUAAUGGUGGAUAAGUGUAUUGCUGACAUAAGUAACUUAAAAUUUGAGAAUGUUCUUAAAUCAUCCAAAGAUUUCGUUUUAAAAAUGAAUAAUUCCCUUCACAAAAUUGCAUUAAAUAAAGAGAUAUUUAUUGAGAAUGAAUUUUCCUAA